This is a messenger RNA of Tachyglossus aculeatus (Australian echidna), 2282 nucleotides long. It is a transcript of the gene LCA5L, whose product is annotated as lebercilin LCA5 like. Lineage: Eukaryota; Metazoa; Chordata; Mammalia; Monotremata; Tachyglossidae. The record is from RefSeq and is a predicted model, not a curated record. Gene Ontology annotation, biological process: intraciliary transport. The transcript is spliced from 9 exons. Gene Ontology annotation, cellular component: axoneme. Bases 67 to 2268 code for a protein of 733 amino acids.
CUUAACAUUUAGCCACUAUGGUGACUUGGAGGCCACUCUUGGAGGUGGGAGUUUGGAUCAUGUCAGAUGAUGGUCUGUCCAGGACUCUGCUUCCCGCAUUACUGCUGUGAUCUGUUACUCACUAUGUCUUUGGUUAAUACAACAAAGACAAUCAUUGAUGAUGGUUUUCUCCGGGUAGUAUUUGAAGAAGGUAGGAAAUCCACUGACUGCAACAGAAGCCUAGGCUCUGGUGAUUAUUCCAGGAUCGGUGACAAUUCGCAUCAAAGCACCAAUUAUAGCAGAAGUUUAAGUUCUCAUGAUUACUCAGAAGACUUUCUCUCGGGAUAUUCAGAAAUCUCUGAUAAUGGCAAUGAUUUAAAACAGUAUGAGAGCAAAGAAAAGAAGAAGAUAAAAAAAACUGUUUGCAAAGUCUUCCAACCUAAAGGAACCAAAGAAACUUCAUCUGAAAAGGUACAAAACUGGAAAAUGCCAUUAUUAAAUCCCCAAGUCAAUAUGAUUAGUAAAAGAAGAGAUGCCUUGACUCACCGCAUAAUGUCAGCAAGAUUACAUAAAAUUAAAGAACUGAAAAAUGAAAUUGCUGACGUCCAGCGAAGACUGGAAGCAACAGUCAUGGAAAACCAGCUGCUGAAACGGCUGCAGUUUAGGCACUUGAAAGCAAUUGGAAAAUAUGAAAAUUCACAAAACAGCUUACCCCAAAUUAUGGCAAAACAUCAGAACGAAGUAAAAAAUUUAAAGUUUCUUCUCCGAAAGUCUCAAGAGAAGGAACAGAAUUUGUCCAGAAGACUUAGAGAAGUUGACAUGGAGUUAUUGAAAACUAAAGACUCCUUGCAGUCUCUGCAGAAACUUUCAGAAGACACAAAUCUUGCAGAACGAGAGGAACUUACACAAAGAUUGUCCAUCCUUACAGUAAAAAUGGAGACCAAUGAAAAAAGAAUUCAGGGCCUAGAAAAACAGCUGAAGUUAAACAGCAAUGCCUUUAGUCGUCAGUUGGCAGCUGAGAACAGAAAAACUGUAGCAGCCCGGACAGCUACCAGGAACUUACAAAUGGAAAUAAAAUGCCUUCAACAAAAACUAAAGGAAAAAGAUCGAGAACUUGAUAUAAAAAAUAUAUAUACUAAUCGGAUUCUUCAAAAUUUUCAUGAAAGAGAUGGUCAACUAAAAGAUUCUACAUUAACCAAAUCAGGACAAGCUGAGAAGGAAUGUUUUUCAUUAGUACAUCCGACAAAUCAAAAAAAGAAAGAAAUGAAGGAUACUGCACCCGUGUCAACUAAGGUGAAAAAGGCAACAGAAAGUUGCUCGCAAAAAGAAAAAGCAACUGAAAUAUGCUUUGAAGAAAAACAAAAUCCAGAUAUACAUCCCAUCAAUAAAUCACCUAAGCAAGAGGAACUUAAAAGAAUACAAGAACCAGGCGGUGAACAGUCGUUGAGCUCUUCGUCGUGCACCUGGAACGUGGGGCUCGUUGAGGCCAUUCCGAAGGUUCUGGAUUUCCCAGAAUUACCGAAGGGAGACAGACACGUGACGGCAAUGCACACGCCUCCGGAGAAUGUUGCAGAGCAAAUAGAGACAAAGGAGGAGCAGGAAGAGAAAGUUGGCUUCUUGGGAGAAGACCUGGAGAAACCGGCAAAAGGAGAGCAGGUUCCACAUGUAGUUACUCCCGAAAAGGAUAGUCAAGAGCAAGAUGUAAUGGGUAAAAAGGAAAUGAGCAGUAUUCACCUAAAAGACACCGAUGAGGUGCCCAGUAAACACAGGCUUAAAAGGAGCAGAAUACCUAUUAAACAGAGAAAAUAUUACUCAUUCACAGAAGCCAUUGAAAAUCUGCACCAAGGCCUGCCUGCUUCUGGGGUAACAUCAAGCGCAACCUCCAUCCGCAACGGUCGCGGCCUAAAGAAGUCGGACGAGCUGGCCGAGCUGAAGCUAGAAAGUUCAGAGGGGGGCUACGUGCCAUCAUUUGGCCGAACUUCCAAACCGAAGCAACAAGAGACCCCAGAAGAGAAGUGUGGAAACUGUAUUGCCACAGCUUUCAAGGACAGGAAAAGCAGCCUUAUGGAAGAACUCUUUGGGUCAGGCUGUGUCUUCAAAAGCAGUCUUUCAAAUCCUGUUAUUCAAGGAUCUAAUAAAGAGAAAAAAACUCUGGGAAACGAAGGUACGCACAAUCCACAUUCAAGUCUGGCAGCCGCCACUCUUAAUUUUGGGGAUUCUAAACGAAAUUCGGUAAAAUCUAUAAGGUCGCCUUCACCUUCAGAAGGAAAAGGAAAAUUAAUGAUUUAAAUAUAAUUACUCUC